AUGACGGAGCUCACGCCGAAGUCGCCGAGAACGACAGAGAAGUUUUCCUUGAAAGACAAGUCAGCAGUCUCUCGAACUCGGAUAAUACGGCAAAGAUGCUGUGUGCGAAGCAGGAAGGCACCGCCCGACUUUCAACCGCUGACGAGGAUGCGGUACUCCAGCGCGACAUGCUGCUCUUUCUGGAACAUAUGUUUCUUGUUCGUGCAGACGCGGUUCUGGUCAGCACUGGCGAUCUCGCUACCGUGCGCGCUUAUCGCAGGUGGACUCAAGCUCUACCAGAAUUAUGUUGAUGAAGGGAAAAUGAAUGGCGUCAUCAAUGACGACCAGGCCUACACCGGAAUCGUGGUGCUCAUCAGCUUUCUGAUAGUUUUCCGCACCCAAACUGGCUACCACAAGUUCUGGGAAGGGACUGAUCUUGGAUACCAGUUGGUGGGAGAUCUCUCUGACGGAUGUAGCGACCUCAUCGCCUACUGUGAAGGCUCCAAGUUGGAGGAUGAGGAGGUUCAGGCUUUUCAGCACCUCCUAAUUCGUUUGGCUAGCCUUCUGUCUGCUGUGUGCUUUGCAGAGCUCAUGGGCGGUGGCAUAGCCUACGAAGAUCCGACGGUGCCGACUAAAUUCCUGGAGUAUGAGCUGAUCGACUUCAGCGGGCUGGAUGAUGACACUCGCCAGUUUAUGCUCGAUGGGCAAGGCAGCCCAGAGAUUAUCUAUCAGUGGAUUCAGAUUGCGAUAUGUCGGGCUAACAACAUGGGCACUUUCGGCGUGCCACCGCCAGUGCUUACACGAGCAUAUCAAGAUCUUGGUCUCUCCAUGAUCAGGUUCCACCAGGCGCAGAAGAUUGUGGAAGUCCCCUUCCCUUUGCCAUAUGUGGUUGCUUUGCAGCUGCUGCUGAUCACACACUGGGUGAUGACGCCAAUCGUGUGCAGCGGAUGGACUGACUACACUGCUUGGGCUGUCAUGUUCGCGCUCACGAACACGUUAUCACUGUGGUUCUUCGUUGGAGUCGCAAUGGAAAUGGACUCACCAUUCAAGCAAGCCAUGUUUGCUAUUGACUCGAAGGCUUUGCAGCGCCACCUGAACCAUCGACUUAUGGCACAGCUGCACACAUUCGAGGGGCCGCAGCCGUCUUUGAAGAAGACUUUCCUCAAAGACCCUCUGCCUGUUGUGAUGACACCACAGGAGACCGGGCUUGAAGUCGGGCGAGUUCGGUCCAACUCCCGUCCUCCUGUUGGCAACUAUCGGCGGACCGGCUCCCUGCAUGGAGCCCUGACGAAUUUCUGUCUGGAUGGGCCGUUGGAGUAUGACGACCACUCAGACGAUGCAGCAAGCCCCCAAGAUGUGAAGCUCUGCUUGCCAGAUGAGAAAAUCAGGCUGCGCAGCCUACGACGCGCCUCCGCGGAGCAGGAGGAGCCCGAAAAGUCUUUAGAAGAGAAGUUCAGCGACUUCACCACGGUGCUUCCCUGGUUCGGUUUUGCAGCCGAUAUCCAGCAUCUCCACUCGAAAAGGCGAGAACAAGUUCGAGAGGCAUCCGCUGCACCACAAAUCGCUGCUGAUGCUGCAGUUCUCAGUAAAGCGCUCCAAGGCGCCAUCGACGGGGGCAAAUGCUCGGAGGAGAUACCGGAGGUCGUUGAAGCUGCCCUGCGAUUCUCGGAGUCUAAGAGCGUCGAGACAAACCCGACGAAGGCCAUCGAGAGCAUCGCUGGCCGAUGGGAAGCUGUGUGGAGUGGCGCUUUCACUCCGUUGCAGAAGUGGGGGAUCCCGCCCCAGUGUUUGUGGCUUGAGGCUGGAUCGGGGGCUGCAGUGGGGUCCCGGAAAGCUUGA
Symbiodinium necroappetens is the source of this 1818-nucleotide messenger RNA. The record is from the annotation of a GenBank genome assembly. NCBI's taxonomy places the organism in Eukaryota, Dinophyceae, Suessiales, Symbiodiniaceae.